AUGGGUCCAAAAGGAGGUCCAUGUGUUGAGAAGCUUCAGAAUGCCACUCUGACUGGAUGUUCAGGCCCUAAUGAACAACUUUCUGUUUUGAACUGUGUUCGGCUGUUGACUCGGUUUGUGCCGUACAUAUUUGAGGAUCCUGAUUGGAGAGGAUUCUUUUGGUCCACAGUUCCAGGACAAGAAGAGGAAAAUUUCCAUCUUGGAGAUGAAGAGGCUGCAGAAGCAAGGCCUCCUCUUGCACAAACACUGCUCAGUUCACUUGCAGAUCUUUGUUUUUGUCCUGAAUUUACUGUUCAUCCUCCCAAGAAGACUGGUCCAGAUCAGCCAGAAGAUCUGUCAUCUAUUGAUAGUUGUGAAUACAUCUGGGAAGCUGGUGUUGGAUUUGCAACAUCUCCACCAUCAAACCCACAGUUUGACUGCACCAGAACUGAGCUUCUCAAGCUGCUGUUGACUUGUUUUUCUGAAGCUAUGUACCUUCCUCCAACAGCUGAGAACCACUGUCGCCCAAAUAAAUGGCUUUCAUUUUUCUCCUCCUCUGGAAAUAGGCAUGCUCUUCCAAUAUUCACUUCUCUUUUAAACAUUGUGUGUUGUUACGAUCCUCUUGGAUAUGGAGUGCCAUACAACCACCUAAUGUUUGCAGAUUACCGUGAGCCACUGGUGGAGGUAGCUGCGCAGCUGCUUGUGGUUUUAUUGGACCAUGAAACAAUGCAGCAGGCUGCAGCCACAAUGAAUGGCACUGAUGCUGAGCACGCCUUUGAGGAGCCUCCAGUGGAUAACCUGUUCUGCAACUACUUGUCACGAAUACACAGAGAAGAGGAUUUUUAUUUCGUUCUUCAUGGUAUUGCAAAUUUGCUAAAUAACCCACUAAUUCAAACUUACCUUCCAAAUUCUUGCAAGAAGGUCAGUUUCCAUCAAGAAUUGCUUGUUCUUUUCUGGAAAAUGUGUGACCAAAACAAGAAAUUUUUGUUUUAUGUGCUGAAGAGCAGUGAUGUGCUGGAUAUCUUGGUUCCAAUACUUUUCCACUUAAAUGAUGCAAGAUCUGACCAAUCUCGACUAGGCUUGAUGCAUAUAGGAGUGUUCAUAUUGCUACUGUUAAGCGGAGAAAGAAAUUUUGGUGUCCGUCUCAAUAAGCCAUAUUCUGUCAGGGUUCCAAUGGAUAUCCCAGUCUUUACAGGGACGCAUGCUGACUUUCUAGUCAUUGUUUUCCAUAAAAUCAUAACAAAUGGCCAUCAGAGACUUCAGCCACUGUUUGAUUGUCUUUUAACAAUAAUUGUAAAUGUUUCUCCUUAUUUAAAAUCCUUAUCAAUGGUGGCUGCUAAUAAACUGCUUCAUCUCCUGGAGGCAUUUUCCACUCCUUGGUUCCUGUUCUCCAAUGCCACUAAUCACCACUUGGUAUUUUUCUUGUUGGAAAUCUUCAAUAAUAUCAUUCAAUACCAAUUUGAUGGAAAUUCCCAUUUGGUGUAUGCAAUUAUAAGAAAGAGGAAUAUCUUUCACCAAUUGGCAAAUCUUCCAACUGAUCCUGCGACCGUUCAAAAACCAAGAAGACGACUUACAUCACAGGGCUCUGAUAGGGAGGCCCAGGCCUCUAUUAGUGAAGGAGAAGAAAAGAAACCUGGAAAGAGCACUUCAGCAUCAGAGAACAUGCCUGAGAUGUCCGCCGAUAUGUCUGUAAAAGAGGUUCGUAAUCCUGCUAGUGAAUCAGAGUCCAGUGACGUAGAAGCGCGCUCUGUAGGAGACCCGACCCCGCCCAGUACCCCGGGAACAUCACGUACAGAGAGAAAGUCUAUUGGCCGAUCCGCUUCUGUUACAAGCUCAGGACCAUUUGUAGCAACACCAGAGUGGGUCCAGUCCUGGAAACAGAAGCUUCCUCUCCAGACGAUUAUGAGAAUGCUCCAAGUUCUUGUUCCCCAAGUGGAGAAGAUUUGCAUCGACAAGUUGUCUGUAAAAGAGGUUCGUAAUCCUGCUAGUGAGUCGGAGUCCAGUGAUGUAGAAGCGCGCUCCGUAGGAGACCCGACCCCGCCCAGUACCCCUGGAACAUCACGUACAGAGAGAAAGUCUAUUGGCCGAUCUGCUUCUGUUACAAGCUCAGGACCAUUUGUAGCAACACCAGAGUGGGUCCAGUCCUGGAAACAGAAGCUCCCCCUUCAGACAAUUAUGAGAAUGCUCCAAGUUCUUGUUCCCCAAGUGGAGAAGAUUUGCAUCGACAAAACUAUGGAGAGAUUCAUGAAACAUGCGGUGCGUGAAAUAUUCUUCGUGGAUGAGGUGCUUAGAGUUCAAAAGGAGCGGCAGAAACAAUGUUCAGCAGAGGUUAAUCGAUAUCUUUGUUUUUCCAGGAACAUUGAUCCUCCGAUCUGGUAUGACACGGAUGUCAAACUGUUUGAAAUUCAAAGAGUGUAGAAAGCCAGUCCGAAGCAGAACGGCGAGAGAAAUAAUAAACAUUUCCUGCCGUCGACGAAAAGACAAUGUUAUAAUCUUUCGUCAAGUAGCGGGAAUUAUUUUAUGUCAGGAACGGAUUCAUUUUACAAUUAAUUUGAGACCAUUGCGGUCACGCUUGAGGUUCCCUUGCGAGGUAAACUUGUUGUAUAAAGGUGCUCAUUGGUACAAAGUAUUCUGCAGAUUGUCUGUACGGAAUAUUUAUCAGUUUAAGCUGCAGAGUUACGUUACCAAGGUACUAAAUCGUGGAAUCCCCAUUUCUGUAACCCUUGAUUUUUCGAACCUCCUGAUAACUCGAACUAAACGUCGUUUCCCUCUCCUUCCUUGAACACUGUAAUUUUACCCGCGAUUGCUCGAACUACGCAAAUUUUGAAACCAAUUUACGUUUCCCUUGGAGAUUUGAAAAAUCGGGAUUUCUCUACAAUCUUUUCUGUGGUGGGUUGCCAUGCGGCGGAUGCCUGAAGCGUUGGGGCAGAAUUAAAUUAUGAGAGGAUGUUUUGUGGCCGUUAAUUUAACACAAGAUCUAACAGUUUUUUUUGGCCAUAUUGUUUGCCAAUCAGGUCUUAACUUUAAUUCUCCCGCUAGGUUCGCUGGUUAGCUCCUUUGGAGCAGAAGGGACGUUGAAAGUUUGAAUGGAUUGCCUCACGCGUUAUGUUGAAUGACAAUUAACUGUACAUAAUGAAUUUUAACGUAGAAUAGUUAGACAGCAUGUCUUGACUAAUAGGGUUAUCGGUUGUACAUGUAUCUUCAUUGUUUAGCCCGCCAAGGUAUUUAAUGAAAAAGAGGUUAAACCUUUAAAUUCUCCAAAAGGACGCAACAUAUUGCAAAAACAGUUAGAACGCGGGAACUUUCCGGGGGUUCUUUCUGCCCGUCAAGAAUGUAUGUAAUAGUAGAAAGGAACAUGCUUGCUCUAAUAAACAGGCGAAAUGUA
Orbicella faveolata is the source of this 3364-nucleotide messenger RNA. RefSeq names its product protein HID1-like. Gene Ontology annotation, cellular component: membrane; Golgi trans cisterna; Golgi medial cisterna. The record is from RefSeq and is a predicted model, not a curated record. Lineage: Eukaryota; Metazoa; Cnidaria; Anthozoa; Scleractinia; Merulinidae.